CAGACAGAAGAGUGGCCUUAUUUCUAAUUUUUAAACUUAAUCUUGCACAUCUUGGGAACACUUUUGUAUAAAGCCACUUUGCCAGACACUGGAACGGUUCCCAAUGAUGAUGAUUGAUAUGAAAGCCGUUGUAUUUGUCGCGAUUUUUUAUUUCUCAAGUUCUACCCUAACCAAUGCCGAAGAUCUGAAACGCGAGUCCCAUUUCAGAUUGCAGAAGCACAAUUUAUUAUGGGAUCAUGCUAAUAAGAAUCUGGGGAGCAGUCCAAAGUUGGAUACCCUGUUUAAACAACUUAAAAAGCUGGAUAAGCUUUCUUUAAAACUUAAGCACCUUGAAAAUAGAGAAACCGAAGAUGCAAGAAUGAUGGAGGCUGACGUAAAAGAAAUGUACCUCGACAUUUCAAAUAGCUAUGGACUUGAUACGAACGUAGCUGACAAUGAGGGACAUAACCAUAUCAAGGCAAAAUUCGGUGAUAAAGUUGAAAAAUUAUGGCAAAAAGCCCUUGACAGUGGAAAGUUUUCAUCUGAGGAGUUGGAUAGUUUGGAAAAAGAAUUUAAGCAUCACGAGAAGAAGAUCGAGGGCUACAGACAGAUGGCAGAGAAGAUUAUUUCCCAUGAUGCAAUUUCAGAAAAUGAUAUUAGAAGCAUUGACAAAAUGCCAGAAAGUGAUAUAAAAAAAUUGAGACAGGAUCUGAAAUUGAAGCAUCAUCACAUUUCUGCAAAUUUUCUAGAUCUGACCAAAAAGGUCAAGGAUAGGGUUUAUGAUGUCGAGGGUGAUUUUACUGAUAUGAGGGUUGUGGAGUUAUGGGAACAGGCCAAGAGGUCUGGAUUUUCACAAGACGAAUUGGAAUCAAUGAAGCGAGAACUUAAACAUUUUCAAACAAGAAUUGACAAGCACAAUUACUGGAAAGAUAGACAUGCAAGUUGGAAGGAUGAUUUGAAUAAUGGAGAUGUUCCAGAGCCAGGUUAUUAUGAAAAAGUUCAGGCAAAAGUUAAUGAGCAUGCAAGACUGGUGAAGAAAUAUCAUGCAACAAUGCUAGAUAUGAUACACGGAAAGGAUGAAUUGUAGGUUGCUUUCAAACCUGAUGUUUUCUAUGUGAACUACAAAGACUUGCCGUCUCACAUUUUUCAUGCAAGAAAGGACAAAUCAGUGCAAAUAUAUGGUACAGAUGACAGUAUUUCAUUGUUAGAUGAAAAUUUAUAUAUUGCAUCAGCCCAUAUAAACCAUAAAUCGAGCUAUGUAGAAUUAUACUGUUUUGUGCACUCCUCAGAAUCAAACAUCAUGUAUCAUUCAUAACCCUCAAAUUUGUAAACAUAUUGAGUAAUUCAAGCUGAUCUCUCGCAUACUUUUUUAAAACCAAUUACCAUGUUACCGUAUUACUUUGAGUAAAUCCCUUUCAUUUUAUGUCCACUCAAAGAAACUCCCUCCCCUUUGAAUUUUUAAAACGCAAAAUACGCCCCUCUUUUAAUCUCGUCGGAAAACGCCACUUUCUUAGUUAUGGGAGAACAGAUCGAGUAAAAAGAACACAUUCGGAGGGUGUAACAUUUUAGUUGUUUCAGUUAAUUUUGAAUGGUCCAAAUGUGUGAUUUUUCAUCAAGUUUAAUGCAACUGUUUGGAACAGUUAUUUUAAAUUCCCUUUUAUCGGUGCCUUUUGUUUAAAGUUGCAUGGUAUUGGCUUAGUUUUCAUAAUAGUACCCUUGCUGAAAA
This is a messenger RNA of Rhopilema esculentum, 1705 nucleotides long. RefSeq names its product alpha-2-macroglobulin receptor-associated protein. The record is from RefSeq and is a predicted model, not a curated record. Lineage: Eukaryota; Metazoa; Cnidaria; Scyphozoa; Rhizostomeae; Rhizostomatidae. Gene Ontology annotation, molecular function: low-density lipoprotein particle receptor binding; heparin binding; receptor antagonist activity. Gene Ontology annotation, biological process: regulation of receptor-mediated endocytosis. Gene Ontology annotation, cellular component: endoplasmic reticulum; endomembrane system.